Molecule: messenger RNA, 1497 nt
Organism: Pleurotus ostreatus (oyster mushroom)
Lineage: Eukaryota; Fungi; Basidiomycota; Agaricomycetes; Agaricales; Pleurotaceae
Gene: CCT3
Product: T-complex protein 1 subunit gamma
Exons: 8
Coding region: 1-1497 (498 amino acids)
Biological process (GO): protein folding
Cellular component (GO): chaperonin-containing T-complex
Molecular function (GO): ATP hydrolysis activity; ATP binding; ATP-dependent protein folding chaperone
Source: RefSeq, a predicted model, not a curated record
AUGCUGAAAAUGAUCUUGGACCCGAUGGGCGGGAUUCUGUUGACGAAUGAUGGAAACGCGAUCCUACGUGAAAUAGACGUGGCACACCCUGCUGCCAAAAACAUGAUCGAACUCAGUCGAACCCAGGACGAGGAAUGUGGAGAUGGUACCACGAGCGUGAUCAUCUUAGCUGGUGAAAUCCUGGCACAAUCUCUUGCCCAAUUGGAGCGCGACAUCCACCCUGUAGUCAUCAUUUCGGCAUACAACAAAGCCUUGAAAGAAGCCCUGGAGAUCAUCAAGCGAAUAUCCGUCCCAAUUGACAUUAACGAUGACAAGGAGAUGCUUUCCCUCAUAAAAACAUCCAUUGGCACCAAAUUUGUGGCGCGUUGGUCGGAUCUUAUGUGCAAUCUUGCUCUACAAGCUGUCCGAACUGUGGCUCAGGACGAGGGCGGCAUGAAGACCGUCGAUAUAAAACGAUAUGCCCGUGUUGAGAAGGUGCCAGGUGGCGAGAUCGAGCAGAGUUGCGUGCUAAACGGUGUAAUGCUCAACAAAGACGUUACUCAUCCCCACAUGAGACGGCGCAUUGUGAAGCCCAGAAUAAUUCUACUGGAUUGUCCGUUGGAGUACAAAAAAGGAGAGAGUCAGACGAACAUGGAGUUCUCCAAGGAAGGUGAUUGGGAGAGGGCUCAAGCUAUUGAAGAGGAACAGGUCAAAUCACUUGUGAACCGACUACUGGAAUUCAAGCCCGAUCUCAUCAUCACGGAGAAGGGUGUUUCAGAUAUUGCUCAGGGUAUUAUGGACAAGCAUAACGUCUCAGCCAUCCGUAGAGUACGCAAGUCUGACAACAAUCGGAUUGCCCUCGCUGUCGGUGCCACCAUUGUCAACCGUAUCGAAGACCUUCGUGAGUCCGACGUCGGGACAAAGUGUGGCCUCUUCAAUAUAGAAAAGAUCGGCGAUGAGUAUUUCACUUUCCUUACUGAAUGCAACAACCCCAAGGCAUGCACGAUUCUCCUUCGUGGGCCCUCAAAAGAUAUUCUCAACGAGAUCGAUCGCAAUCUUGCUGAUGCCAUGUCCGUCGCCCGAAAUGUCGUCUUCAACCCCAUGCUAGCUCCAGGAGGCGGCGCUACAGAGAUGGCGAUCAGCGUGGGUCUGCAAGCGAAGGCGCGCUCAAUAGUGGGCGUCGAGGGCUGGCCCUUCCGGGCGGUCGCUGAUGCCAUGGAAAUCAUUCCCCGAACACUAGUCCAAAACAGCGGCGGAAAUGCUAUUCGAGUCCUCACCGAACUCAGGGCCAAGCAUGCGAAUGGUGAGAACUCGUGGGGAGUAAACGGCGAAACUGGGAAGAUCGUUGAAAUGAAGGAGUAUGGUCUCUACGAGUCGGCUAGCGUAAAGGUGCAAAUUCUUAAAACGGCGAUUGAGGCUGCUCGGAUGCUCUUACGUGUGGACGACGUUGUACAGGCUGUGAGAAAAGAACGGGAUUCAGAACAAGGGCCCCCUCCUGAAGAGAUGAUGGAAGGCUAG